Frankliniella occidentalis (western flower thrips) is the source of this 636-nucleotide messenger RNA. RefSeq lists its product as uncharacterized. The record is from RefSeq and is a predicted model, not a curated record. The transcript has 2 exons. The annotation marks the transcript as partial. NCBI's taxonomy places the organism in Eukaryota, Metazoa, Arthropoda, Insecta, Thysanoptera, Thripidae.
CCCGGCACCGAGCUGUCAGUUCAUCCCCGGCAUUCCCUGCGACUGAGAGUUCUGUGCGCGUUCAGAGCGAUCAUCAUCGAGUCGAACCUGAGUGUUGCCUUACGAUUUUCUGAGCAAGUUCUCAAGCAGAGUCUUCUUCAAGACUAAUUUCUACUCCCAUUUCAUCUGCACAUCUUCGCUUCGUUAACAGUCAAGAUGUCCCUGUUGCCCUACAUCCUGAGCGAGCUGCACGACAUGUCCGCGGCCCUGGACGGCCGGCGCCACGGCCCGCGCUGGGAGCGCGACGACUACGGCCUCCUCGACGACCUGCUCACGUACCGCGACGUCGUCCACCCGGCUCUCGCACCAACCCGCGGCCUGCUGCGCCUCGUGGACCUGGACGACCCCGAGCAGGUCCCCGCCCACCACCACCUCGUGAUCCGGCCGCGACACCUGCUGAGGCGCCAGCUGUCGGCGCCCGCCCGCCGCGCCCAGGAGCUGCGUCAGCGGAGGCAGCAGCAGCAGGCCAAGGAGGCCGCCAGGAAGGACGACGACGGCCUGCUCAUCAACGUGGACGUGCAACAAUUCCUUCCCGAGGAGCUGUCCGUCCAGGUGCUCAAGGACCAGGGCUGCGUCGUCGUGGAGGGCAAGCACGAG